GUGAGCUUGGUGAGCUGCGUGAGCUUCGCAGGCCUUGAUGGCCCCGCCUCCGUGCGUUACGGCGAGCUCGUCAGCAAGCAGGCGGUGCAGCGCGCCGCCAAGAAGGCCAAGGUGAUUGUACAGCAUCAGAACUCCCACACGUUUGCCGCUUUCUGUGAGGCGGCGGCCGCCCAGCUCGGUGCGAUCCCUGAG
This is a messenger RNA of Prorocentrum cordatum, 192 nucleotides long. Lineage: Eukaryota; Dinophyceae; Prorocentrales; Prorocentraceae. The record is from the annotation of a GenBank genome assembly.